This is a messenger RNA of Pseudophryne corroboree (corroboree frog), 1765 nucleotides long. Its product is annotated as cytochrome P450 2C15-like. Bases 43 to 1260 code for a protein of 405 amino acids. Gene Ontology annotation, molecular function: oxidoreductase activity, acting on paired donors, with incorporation or reduction of molecular oxygen, reduced flavin or flavoprotein as one donor, and incorporation of one atom of oxygen; arachidonate epoxygenase activity; iron ion binding. The record is from RefSeq and is a predicted model, not a curated record. Gene Ontology annotation, biological process: xenobiotic metabolic process; epoxygenase P450 pathway. Lineage: Eukaryota; Metazoa; Chordata; Amphibia; Anura; Myobatrachidae. Gene Ontology annotation, cellular component: intracellular membrane-bounded organelle; cytoplasm. The transcript has 8 exons.
UAAAGGAAGAGGAACAAAGUCUGUUAUUGUGCUGUGCCCAUAAUGGCGCUGAACAUAGCAGGGACCCUUCUCCUGGCUGCUGGGGUCACUAUCCUCAUUUACUUCAUUAAGUGGUGGAAAUAUAUAAAGCAGAGGAACCUGCCCCCGGGGCCCACACCUCUGCCCCUGUUGGGGAAUAUCAUGCAGCUUGGCAGUACAGAAGUACCACAAUCAUUGCUGAAGCUGAGUGAGAAGUAUGGACCUGUGUAUACCAUCUACCUGGGCAAUAAACGCUCUGUUGUACUGAUUGGCUACGAAGCUGUGAAUGAAGCGUUGGUUGACCACGGUGAUGUGUUUAGUGACAGAGGAGAGGUAGAAGCAGCUACUCUGUUCUUUAAGGAUUAUGGCAUCGUAAUGAGCAAUGGAGAAAGAUGGAAGACAAUGCGUCGAUUCUCCCUCAUGACUAUGAGGAAUUUUGGAAUGGGGAAGAGGAGCAUUGAGGAGAGGAUCCAGGAGGAGGCCCAUUGCCUUGGAGAGACAGUUAUGAAGAACAAAGAAACCCCAUUUGACCCAGCAUACCUACUGCAACUGGCUGUGUCCAAUGUUAUUUGCUCCAUUGUGUUUGGCAAGAGGUUUGACUAUGAGGAUGAGAAAUACCUGACCCUCCUAUCGCAUAUGAGAGAUUUUGUCAAGCUGAUGAACUCUGGAUAUAGCGGGCUUCUCGGUAUGUCCCCAACCUUGAUGAGCUAUGUACCAGGCCCUCACCAGAGAUUGAUAACAACUUUCCAAAACCUGAAAGACUUUGUGAUGGACAUGGUGAGGUACCACCAAAACACACUGGAUGAGAACUGCCCACGAGACCUCAUAGACUGUUUCCUCAUGAGGAUGGAAGUGGAAAAAAAGAACCCGGACACAGAAUUUCAUGAAGCAAAUUUACAGGCAACAAUAAUCGACCUGUUCUUUGCUGGGACAGAGACUACAAGUUCAACAUUAACAUAUGCCUUCCUGAUUCUGCUGAAGUUCCCUGAGAUACAAGAGAAGAUCCACAAGGAAAUAGACAAUGUCAUAGGCAGAGAUCGCUGCCCAUCCGUGGAGGACAGGAGUAAGAUGCCGUACACAGACGCUGUUAUACAUGAGAUCCAGAGAUUUGCUGAUAUUGUCCCUAUAGGAGAGAUGCAUGCAGCCAGCAAAGACACAACCUUCAGGGGACAUCAUAUUCCAAAGAUCCGGAUCCCACCAGCAUCCCUACAAACCAAGCGGAGCAGAUGCUUAUCUGAUUAGCACUACCGUAUCCCCAACCACAAACACGACUACAGGGGAUACUACCUUCCUGCCCUUUGCUGAUGGAUAAUGUCUGCCUGGUUCCGCUUGGCUGCAGAUAUGAGGAGGCCCGGACGAUGCCCCCAAUUGAUAAAGUCAAAUAUUACCUAUGAACAUAAGCUAUAUACUUAUUAUAGACUAAUUACGCAAUUGGCGCAAGGAGUACCGUAAUGGUACGCACUUAGCGUAGCAGACACUAGGCCGUGAGCGCGACGCACGAGCGACAUGUACGCUCAUGGGCUUACGCUUAGUAUCGAGCACGCUAUGGGCGUCCCGAGUACCGUACUGCUACGCAGUUGGCGUAGCAGACGCUGUGCCGUGAGAAUGGGACAUGAGCGGCGCAGACGCUCACUAAAUGAUACACACUAAACCUUAUAACAACUCACUGUAAGGGUAUGCUUAUACUGUAAACCUUAGUACUGUGAUACUACAAUGAUGUAAUGCUUAUUGACCUUGAUAAUAUGAA